UCAGCGGCUCUGCGGGCUGAAGAUGGCGGACGGAGAGAGCAGUCUCGGAACGGCCUUUUCAGGCGCCUCCGAUAUGGACGAACCUGCCGCGAAAAGGUCGAAAAUCAGUCCAGCGACUAACUAUGGGUUCAAAGGAGCCGAAGCCGACCAGUUCUCCUGCGUCUCCGCGGCCACAGAGAGCUGGGAGGCGGCGGUGAAUUGUGCGCAGCCAGCGGAGAAGGAAGCGAAGCCGGUGAUGGCGGUAGAACAGGCCCCAGCAGCGCUAGGCGGAGACAACAAUGGACUGGGACUGCUGGUUUCCGAGCCGCACAAACCAGUUGGGAAACUAGACGACAGCACCGUCUUUGGUGCAACUGAGGAGAGCGCAGAUUUUCUUGGACACGACGAUCUUCCCACGAACGGUCUGGCUGUCACACCGGACCACAUCAACGAGGAAGAUGACAGAUCCUCACAUGCAAGCUCCAGCGACUGGACUCCUCAACCGCAAAUAGGUUCCUACAGUUUCAUCCAGCAACACAUCAGAGAGACGGAUCCAAGGACCAUUCUGAGGGAUUUGCUGCCAGAGACAGUGCUCCCACCAGACUUGGAUGACAUGACAUUGUGGCAGAUCAUCAUUAACAUCUCAGAGCCUCCAAAAAGAAAGAAGCGGAAGGAUAUAAACACCCUCGAAGAUGUGGUCAGGCUACUACAUGAAAGUAAAAGGAUCCUUGUGCUGACUGGUGCUGGGGUGUCGGUUUCAUGUGGAAUACCAGACUUUCGCUCCAGAGAUGGAAUUUAUGCCCGACUUGCUGUUGAUUUUCCCGAUCUUCCAGAUCCUCAAGCUAUGUUUGACAUUGAAUACUUUCGACGGGAUCCUAGGCCCUUUUUCAAGUUUGCUAAGGAAAUCUAUCCUGGCCAGUUCCAACCUUCGCCCUGUCACAGAUUUAUAUCUAUGCUGGAUAAGCAGGGCAAGCUGCUGCGCAAUUACACACAGAACAUUGACACAUUAGAGCAAGUGGCUGGAGUUCAGCGGAUUAUCCAGUGUCAUGGGUCGUUUGCAACCGCAUCCUGUCUCGUCUGUAAACACAAAGUGGAUUGUGAGGCUAUAAGGGAAGACAUCUUUAACCAGGUUGUCCCUCAUUGUCCACGGUGUCCAGAUAUUCCCCUGGCUAUCAUGAAACCUGACAUCGUCUUUUUUGGCGAGAAUCUUCCAGAAAUGUUCCACAGAGCCAUGAAGCAGGAUAAAGACGAGGUGGACCUCUUGAUUGUCAUUGGUUCUUCACUCAAAGUCCGACCAGUUGCCCUCAUCCCAAACUCCAUUCCUCAUGAAGUGCCUCAGGUCCUGAUCAAUAGGGAGCAGCUGCCUCAUCUCAACUUUGACGUGGAGCUACUUGGGGACUGUGACGUCAUUGUCAAUGAGCUCUGUCAUCGAUUGAGUGGAGACUUUGAGCAGCUCUGCUACAACACUGUAAGACUCACUGAGAUCACAGAGAAACCCCCACGGUUACCAGAACAGCCACCAAGUGAGGCCUUGCCUGCUUCCAGCGACGCGUCUCAGGAGGAGCAGAAGCAGCACAGUACAGACUCAGUAACUACGCCUUCAGAGGAGACAGAAAGUCUGAAUGUCACAGAGACUGCUGAUAAUAAUGUUACACCUCAAGAGCCUUGUCCAAAUGCUCAGCAUCCAAGCGAGGAGACUGCUGAAUCUUCAGAGUUACCAGCAGAGGGCACACCAAAAGAGGAGGCAGCUGAACUAAAGAACCAAACCUCCAACCUUGAAUUUCGUAGACGAUGCUGGAUGAGUCGAAUCAACAGAAGUCCAAUCAGCAAACGCCUUGAGGCAGGCCAAUACCUGUUUCAAGCACCAAAUCACUAUAUCUUCCAUGGGGCCGAGGUCUAUUCCGACUCGGAAGAUGAGACAUCGAGCUCCUGUGGGAGUGACAGCGACGAGUCAGAAUGCAGUGCCGAAGGGGUGGAAGACGACAGCGAGCCGGAGGACGCUGCCACACCAGCAGCAGAUGGAGAGACAUGCCUCAGAGACACAUUACAACACACUUCAGCUGACGAGGCCACAUCAAGUGUGCAGAUAGACAAUACUUCUGAACAGACUGAGAGCACCACACACCUUUAAAUAUACAGCACCCAGUCGACAAAGCACUAAUUGUCUUUUUAUAUAUAUAUAUAUAUAUGUCUAUGUUUCAUAUAUUUUUGACUCAUCAUCCGUACUAUUAUUUUUCAUAAAGUUGAAACUGCGUGACAACUUUGUGUGAAUAUGCAGCAGGUUUUUUUCCCCUUUUUUUUUGUUCACAGUUUGGUCACAUGCAUUGUGUCUGAAACUACAUACUGUAUGCUACUUACUAAACAGAAUGCAGUAGUUAGAUUUUUUUUUUUUUCCUUUUUUAGGCUUUCUUUCCAUGUGCUCAUCUCAUCAUUUUGCAUUUCCAUUUGAAGAAACUUAGUUUAUGCUCUUAUCGGCUCUGUCGUACCGCAAAUGCAGCACUAGAUUCAGCUUUAAAUUCUAAAUUGCAGUCAUUAUAGGCAACGAUUUCAAAUGUUGAUCUCAGUCCAUGGUGUGGUGUCAGCUGUGGUCUCAUGAUAUGUUUAAGAGUUGAUUCAUGUUACCAUUGGGAAACAUGUAAAUAUGUAAGCCUACUGCCUGAUAAAUAGUAGGUACUAUGAGUUUCAGACACAUACAUAAAUCUUCAGACGGUUUACUUGAACAUAUUGUAUAAUUUGCAAUAUAGAAAGCUUGGCUCUGCCCUAUCAUGAGGCUCUAUGGUGGAAAAGGAAAAAUGGUAAUCUUUAAUUUUAGACCAAAGAACACUUUAUCAACACGCUCCUAUGUUGUCAUAAGCUUUGUAUGUUUAACCUGUCAUUUAAAUCUUGGAAAAAAUAUAAUUAUUGACAAGGUGUUCCUUCUGACAUGUGGCAGCUACUUUUUAUGGUCAAGCUUCUUAUUUUUGUACUCUGUGAGACAUACUCAUCCAAGGGUAGAUGAUAGUUUUUAUCUGUACAAAAGCUGAGUUGUUAUAUUAAGCCUUAGGAAUAUAUUCACAUUGAGAAUGGCACUUUUUCUCCUUAUAAGAACGGUUUUGUUGCUCAUGUCAUUUUUCAUAGAGGAGAAAGGCUGCCUGUAAAGGUAAUGUGUUGGUAUAUGGACAUAUUUGAGCCAGUUUGUUGGAUACAUGUCUACGCCGACGUAAUUCACAUGCCAUUUACAAGGUAAUGUUUUGUUUACGAUUUAAGGAAAUAAGAAAUUUUUACAUCAUUAUAGUUGUUAUCUCUCCUGGGGUUCUCAGUAAAAACAGAAUGAAAAGCUCUGA
This is a messenger RNA of Stegastes partitus (bicolor damselfish), 3302 nucleotides long. RefSeq names its product sirtuin 1 (gene sirt1). The coding region runs from base 23 to 2110 and encodes 695 amino acids. Gene Ontology annotation, biological process: negative regulation of DNA-templated transcription. The record is from RefSeq and is a predicted model, not a curated record. Gene Ontology annotation, molecular function: p53 binding; transcription corepressor activity; histone deacetylase activity, NAD-dependent. The transcript has 9 exons. Gene Ontology annotation, cellular component: nuclear inner membrane; nucleus; rDNA heterochromatin. Lineage: Eukaryota; Metazoa; Chordata; Actinopteri; Pomacentridae.